Molecule: messenger RNA, 509 nt
Organism: Rhincodon typus (whale shark)
Lineage: Eukaryota; Metazoa; Chordata; Chondrichthyes; Orectolobiformes; Rhincodontidae
Product: 5'-AMP-activated protein kinase catalytic subunit alpha-1-like
Exons: 3
Biological process (GO): protein phosphorylation; intracellular signal transduction
Cellular component (GO): cytoplasm
Molecular function (GO): protein serine/threonine kinase activity; ATP binding
Source: RefSeq, a predicted model, not a curated record
CUCUGUCUGUCUCUGUCUCUGUCUGUCUCACUGGCUCUGAUCUUGUUUCCCCUUCCCCACUCUGUCUGUCCUGGACAUGUGUGAUGUCUCUCUCUCUCACACUCACUCCCUCUGUUUCUCUCUGUCAGUCGGCAUGCAUGAACUAACUCAGCACAAGGUUGCAGUGAAAAUCCUGAAUCGCCAGAAGAUCCGCAGCCUUGAUGUCGUUGGCAAGAUCCGCCGUGAGAUCCAGAACCUCAAACUGUUCCGGCACCCACACAUCAUCAAGCUGUACCAGGUGAUCAGUACUCCUACAGAUAUAUUCAUGGUGAUGGAAUAUGUGUCGGGUGGGGAGCUCUUUGACUACAUCUGUAAGAACGGGAAGCUCGAUGAGAAGGAGAGUAGGCGCCUCUUCCAGCAGAUCAUCUCGGCAGUGGAUUACUGUCACCGACACAUGGUGGUACACAGGGACCUGAAGCCAGAGAACGUGCUGCUCGAUGCCCAGAUGAAUGCCAAAAUCGCCGACUUUG